Schistocerca gregaria is the source of this 2557-nucleotide messenger RNA. RefSeq lists its product as uncharacterized. The record is from RefSeq and is a predicted model, not a curated record. The transcript has 13 exons. Bases 414 to 1775 code for a protein of 453 amino acids. NCBI's taxonomy places the organism in Eukaryota, Metazoa, Arthropoda, Insecta, Orthoptera, Acrididae.
ACCGGUUUUACUGCUUGGGAAGUAAGCAGUCGUGUUUGUGAUACGUGCUCGUGUGACAAGUGCAAACAGCAGUAUGUUAAACAAAACUUGAAACUGGGCACCGGUUUUUCCCAACAUUAUGUACAUGCCGAGUGGAGACUGAUUAUGCAAGAAGAUAACACGAAGACCACACUGCGUCUUCAAACUACAUGUUGUUCGCUGUCUGCUUAGCCUAAGCCCCAAACAGCUGACGAACUGGUCAUAGAAGCAGAUGGCUUACCACCCUAUGGUCACCACCACAUCUGGUGUGUCAUUGACAGGCUGGCUGGCUCUUGUGUACACAUCACGCAAGCUGUUCCGCUGUGUCUGAUCCUACUGUGGGUUCUGGGUCUUCAGCCUCAAAGAACCCCAAUAGAUCGAACAGCCAGCAGGAGAUGUCAGAGGCAGGAGUGGUUGGUGCUCACAGCAGCUCAUCAGAGUCCAGCACAACCACCGUGGCCUCUGCGCUAGUCACAUCCACCAACUCCUCACACAGCCAGGUCUGCCCGCACUGCCACAAAGUAUUGGUGGGGGAGGAUGCACUUGUGGUACACAUCAAAGAGGAACAUCCAGCCAGCAUGGUGAUGACCAGCUCCACCUCAUCGACAGCAGUGCUGGUCUGCAGCAACAAGUCAGAGGGGCUGAAGAGACGCAUCUCAGUGGCUCGUGGUGGUCUGCUGGAUGGGACACUGAGUAACCAGCUGAAGAGCAAGAUUAGCUCAGGGCUCAACCAGCCGACACAGAGCCUGCUGCAGAAGCAGAUGGCGCUCAGCGCUGUGCCCAUCUCCACAUCCACAUCAGGGUCAUCGUUGGCAGGCAGGCUGGGCCCCGUGUCCACCUUGGAGUCAGCGAAGAAGAUGAGACGGCUGAUUCCAAAGCAGAGCCCCACGAUCAGCAUGUAUUACUUGUACCCCUACAUCUGCUUCUACUGCGGUUUUUGGUUCAAACAACAGAGCACUCGUAACAGGCAUAUAGUACAUGCACACUGGAAUGAGGUCAACUCCUCCAAAUCGAAGCAAAGCUCAAAGCAGGCAGAACCAGAUGAUGCAUCCAGCAGUGAAGAUUCUGACCACAGCUCUGGCAUCAACAUCGGCACACUGCAGGAAGUUUUGGCUUACAGCAAAGUGGAGCGCAGCUGUCCUGAACCCCAGCCAGAAGUGCUGUCUCCCACACAGGUCACAGGCCACAAUGGCUGCGGCGGGGAAGGUGCUGCAUCCGGUUGUGCCACCGUCACGUGUCCGCCCGACAAGGAGACGAUAAAGCAGAAAGCAGCGGUGACACCAAGUGUGCAGAGGAGUUGGAGUGGGCGCUGUGGGGUGUCACAGGCCAAACGUGUGACGCGGUUCCCACUGCCACCAGCAUCCAGUGAGAAGGGUGCUGCCAAGCUGGUAAAUGAGGCUGCCGCCAGCCUGCCGCCUGUGGAAACUGACCCAGUCAUGUCUCCGAAGCAGGAGAAUGAGUUUGUGUGUGUUGAUGAACAAAUCCCGGUUCUGCACAAGUGUGACUUGCCCAAUUGCCUCAGUAAUGCACAGGAUCCCUUAAGAAUUGAUGAAGAGAUUGAGGCAGUUGCUGAGGAUCCACUUCACAUUUGUAAUCUGCAGAGCAUUAAGAAAGAGGUUCUCGAAGGUCCAGUGUUCAGUGGCUGCGUCAAAGAGGAUCCAGAACUAGAUUUAGGAGUUAAUAUAACUGACACUAAAGAAGCAGCAACAAGAGGAAAUUCUUCAGAUAUUACACGAAAUGUGCUGCAUGAGUGCUGAUUUGGUGGACCAAAGCCUGGAGGCAGUACAGACACCAUAUAAAGACACAGAAUAACCCAAUAUUCUUUCACCAGACAAUCAGGACAAGUGGGGUGGUGGCUGCCACCCACACAUACUUUUACAUUGGUGCUUGUGAGACUACUUACAUUUUAAUUUACUUCUGUUAAAGGGGGACAGGGGUGGGUACAGCAGUGUGCUGAAAUAUUUCAUAUUUCGUCCUCUUUACUCUUAUCUCAGUAAUUAAGUUUUUCACUGUGUAGUUAUUCAGACAAAAUGCUGUAUAUUUAUUCUCCAGUAAUUAUUUUUUUAGACAAAGCCACACACUCCUCAAGAGAAAAAAAAUAUACUGGUAAUAAUGUGCAUACUUAAGUGAAGCCUAACACUUGCAUUAUAGCAAGUGAUCAAAAUAUUGUACACCAUACUUACUAUAUCCUGUUUGUAAGUGUUCACCCAUGAAGAAGAGGAGUUCAUUGAAGCAGAUAUAUAGGUGGCCAUCCUCUAAAACUGUGUGCAUACAUCCAUUCUGUGCUCUAUAACUUCUAACUCAAGGGAACAAUAUUUGACAACUGUUCAGUAACAAAAAAGAUCAUUACAUUUAAACACUGUUUACUUCACUUGCACCAAUACUGUGCCUAAUUAGUCUGUCAGUCAAACAACACACCUCUUAGCCAUAUAGAUCAGCUUCUUUCAUGAAGUUCAUGCUGAAAAAAAUAAUUAUAUAAUUCUUCACAAUUAUAUUCACAAAAUAGCUUCCAAGAAAUCUCAUCUGCUCAAAACACUUC